Messenger RNA from Neoarius graeffei (lesser salmon catfish), 2244 nucleotides. It is a transcript of the gene ddx59, whose product is annotated as DEAD (Asp-Glu-Ala-Asp) box polypeptide 59. Gene Ontology annotation, molecular function: nucleic acid binding; RNA helicase activity; ATP binding. The transcript is spliced from 7 exons. Bases 183 to 2081 code for a protein of 632 amino acids. NCBI's taxonomy places the organism in Eukaryota, Metazoa, Chordata, Actinopteri, Siluriformes, Ariidae. The record is from RefSeq and is a predicted model, not a curated record.
GCGUAAACAAGCAGCACAGCAGUCUCCCUCUCUCUGUGUAUAUAUAUGUAACUUUUUUUGGUUUAAACCCAAAGCGUUAUGUUUUCUUGCCCUAUGAGUUAGUUGUAAAUUGGGAGUAUUUAUAAUAUUUAUAAGUGUAUUAGUUUUGCGUGUGGCUGUUUUGUUAUGAGCCUGAAAGGAAAAUGUUUAUGCCUCGAUCGUUAAAAGUUAAGAGAGCGUCUGAGAGUCAGAAAACCACCGAGGUGAAAAAAAGCAAAGGAAACCUGGAUGACACUGUAACUGCUCCUGAUGUUACAGAAUCGCACAGUGUGGAAAAAGGUUUGCCAGUGAAAACAGAAGAUAAUAAACAGGACGAAUCACAUGAAGAUGCCAUGGUACUGCAAAGCGAGUUACUAAGUGAUGAAACAGAGGUGUGUGAAGAGGCGCAGGAACAGGAGGAACCUGUAAAGUCGUUCAAGAAAAGCCAGAGAUGGCCAAACCCAGGGGAACCUGUCUGUGUCAUGUGUGGCCGUUAUGGUGAGUACAUCUGUGACAACACUGACAAUGAUGUGUGCAGUUUGGAGUGCAAGGCGAGCCACUUGGCCAGUAUGUGCAUAGGACUUCGAGAAAAGGUCUUCUCCAAAAUGAAGCAAGACAGUCCAGGCGUCGCUCCAUCGCAUCAUCAGACGCAUACGGAGAACACCUCAAAUAGUGCCGGGCUCAGUUACUCCUACAAAGAAGAUGCCUUCAUAAUGGAUCUGACUGAAGACCAGGUUGAAAGGGUGAAGAAAGAACUGGCAAUUGUUACAGAAGGUCAUGAUGUCACCAGACCCAUCAUUGAAUUUGAGCACUGCCGUUUUCCUGAAGCGCUCAAGAUGAACCUGAAGAAGGCUGGCUAUGAAGCCCCGACUCCUAUCCAAAUGCAGAUGGUUCCUGUAGGUUUGGCUGGGAGAGAUGUGAUUGCCACGGCUGACACAGGAUCUGGAAAGACCAUUGCCUUCCUGCUUCCAGUGGUGCUUCAUUGCUUGGAGAAGGAAGCAGGUACUUCAGCCAGCCCUGUGAAUGUGAUUCUGACUCCCACCCGGGAGCUGGCUAUCCAAAUUGAGAGACAGGUGAAGGAGCUGAUUAUGGGCCUGCCCAACAUGAGGACUGCACUACUGGUCGGGGGGAUGCCCCUACCCCCUCAGCUACAUCGGCUCAAGCAGAAAAUCAAGAUUGUGAUCGCCACUCCAGGCCGUCUCAUAGAGAUUCUGAAGCAGAAGGCCGUCCAGCUUGACCGCGUCAAAGUCGUAGUUGUUGAUGAGGCUGACACCAUGCUGAAGAUGGGAUUCCAGCAACAAGUGCUGGAGAUUUUGGAGCACAUUCCUGAGGACCAUCAGACUUUGCUAACCUCUGCCACAAUACCUGCAGGGACGGAGCUGCUAACAUCGCGUCUAACCAGCGAUCCUGUACGCAUUACAGUUGGCCAGAAGAAUCAACCGUGUGCUAACGUUCGCCAGAUCAUCCUCUGGGUAGAGGAGCCAUCAAAGAAAAAGAAGCUCUUUGAGAUUCUGAAUGACACAAAGCUCUACCAGCCUCCUGUGGUGGUGUUUGUAGACUGUAAAGCUGGAGCUGACCUUUUAUGUGAGGCUGUACACAAAGUUAUGGGUUUAAAUACAGUAGCUAUUCACUCUGACAAGACGCAGUGGGAACGCAACCGAAUCCUCAAGGGUCUGCUUGAGGGCCAGUUUGAAGUGGUGGUUAGUACAGGCGUACUGGGUAGAGGACUCGACCUGGCCAAUGUCAAGCUGGUGGUGAAUUUUGACAUGCCAGCUAACAUGGAUGAAUAUGUUCAUCAGAUUGGUAGAGCAGGAAGACUCGGGCACCGAGGGACAGCAAUCACCUUCAUGAAUAACAAUAAUAAGCGCUUGUUUCUGGACAUAGUGGAGAGAGUAAAGCCGACUGGCUCCCAGCUUCCACCGCAACUCCUCAACUCCCCACAUCUACUCGAACAGCAAAGGAGAGCCAGAAAAAGAAGUAAACAAGGAGGGGAUGAUGUCGUGACCAAGAACAACAUUAUUGACAUUAUUAAAAGGCAUGACAGGAGCCAUUAUAAGAAGUGACCUAGACAUUUCAUACAAGGUUAACUUAAUUUUUAAUAAAUACCACAUGUUGCAUUAAGCAGUCAUGAAUUGUCUUUUAAAUACAACUUUGAUCCUAAACAAGGCCAGUGUCGUGCCCUGAUAAAUCAUUACAUGUUAUACAACACACAUCACAUCACAUUAU